GUUAUUUUAGUAUCUGCUAACAAGCUGACUCGGUACAUAGAACCAUGCCAACUAACAGAAGACUUUGGAGGAUCUCUCACCUAUGAUCACAUGGAUUGGUUGAAUAAGAGGCUGGUAUUUGAAAAGUUUACGAAAGAAUCAACAUCCUUACUGGAUGAACUUGCUCUAAUUAACAAUGGAGGUGAUAAAGGAACUCAACAGGAAAGAGAGAGAUCAAUAGAUUUGAACUUCCUUCCAUCAGUUGACCCUGAGACGGUAUUGCAGACAGGUCAUGAGUUACUAUCUGAGUUACAGCAGCGUCGAUUCAAUGGUUCAGAUGGAGGGGUAUCCUGGUCUCCAAUGGAUGAUGAACUACUUGCUCAGCCACAGGUCAUGAAGCUCCUAGAUUCACUCAGAGAGCAGUAUACCCGCUACCAGGAAGUUUGCAGGCAACGUAGCAAGCGUACACAACUAGAGGAGAUUCAGCAGAAGGUAAUGCAGGUGGUCAACUGGCUUGAAGGACCUGGAUCAGAACAACUACGAACCCAGUGGGGAAUAGGUGAUUCAAUUAGAGCUUCACAAGCUUUGCAACAGAAACAUGAAGAGAUUGAGAGUCAGCACAGUGAGUGGUUUGCUGUUUAUGUUGAGCUUAAUCAGCAGAUAGCAGCUCUUCUAAAUGCAGGAGAUGAGGAGGACCUUGUGGAAUUGAAGGCAUUGCAGCAACAGCUGAGUGAUGUGUGUUACCGGCAGGCCAGUCAGCUGGAAUUCAGGCAGAAUCUAUUACAAGCAGCACUUGAAUUCCACAGUGUUGCCCAGGAUUUGUCUCAGCAAUUGGAUGGCUUACUAGGAAUGUUGUGUGUAGAUGUAGCACCAGCAGAUGGAGCAUCAAUUCAACAAACUUUAAAACUAUUGGAAGAGAAAUUGAAAAGUGUUGACUUAGGCUUGCAAGGCUUGCGUGAGAAAGGUCAAAGUCUUCUUGAUCAGAUAUCUAAUCAGGCAUCCUGGGCCUAUGGAAAAGAUGUGACCAUUGAAAACAAAGAAAAUGUGGACCAUAUCCAGGGAGUGAUGGAAGAUAUGCAGCUUAGAAAACAAAGGUGUGAAGAUAUGGUGGAUGUGCGGCGACUAAAGAUGCUUCAGAUGGUACAGUUAUUUAAAUGUGAAGAGGAUGCUGCUCAGGCAGUAGAAUGGUUAAGUGAACUGUUGGAUGCUCUGCUGAAGACACAUAUCAGAUUGGGAGAUGAUGCUCAAGAAACAAAAGUUUUACUGGAGAAACAUCGAAAAUUUGUUGAUGUUGCACAGAGUACUUAUGAUUAUGGGAGACAGUUACUACAGGCAACUGUUGUCCUGUGCCAGUCCCUGCGAUGCACUUCAAGGUCCUCGGGGGACACACUUCCAAGACUAAACAGAGUGUGGAAACAGUUUACAGUAACUUCUGAGGAAAGAGUACACCGGCUGGAAACAGCUGUUGCAUUUCAUUCAAGUGCUGAAAAGAUUUUGCAAGAAUGUCCAGAGCAGGCUGAAGCUUUUAAUGACAUGGAGCAAUUUGAUGAAAUUGAAGCAGUUGGGAAAUCGCUAUUGGACAGACUAACAGUGCCUGUAGUUUAUCCUGAUGGGUCUGAACAGUACUUUGGGAGCCCAAGUGAUAUGGCUUCUGCAGCAGAACACAUUAGAGAGAAGAUGAAGCUAGUUAGCCUGAAAAAGCAGCAGCUGAGACAACCAGAAGCCACUACCCUGGAGAGCUAAUACUGACCCUUGUCUAUAAAUUCAUAAUAGGACUUCAGUUUGUAAUCCAGCAUGUUGUUUGCAUAUUACAGAAUUCGGCAUAAUAUAUUAAAAUGCAUUUCACAGCUGUUAUAAGUCUCAUCUAUUUUUCAAAGUAAAUGUUCUCAGCAUCUUAACACUGUACAUCUAUCAAGCCAUAAUGAUUUAACAUGCUAUGAAACCAUAGAUUCCAAGUAUCUUAUGAAAAGGAACUGUAAACUUUGCACUGAAAUUUGCUGUUAAGCUUUACCUGACCUGUCAGCUGCUUCUCAGUUAAACAGCUGAUGCAAGCUUUGAAUGGUGCUAAUGAAAGUGUUAGAAGUUCCGUAUUAUGAAACUGUACUUAUUUGCUUCCCUCUAUGCCCAGGUGAUGUAGUAAUUUUAGACUGUAGGUAAGCUCCUGCAGUGUAGACGGUGGUGACCCUAUAAUUUUAAUUUGAAAUACUUUUUUUUUUUUUUAAAUAUCAUUUUUAUUGUGCCAGUAUGCAACCUGCCCAUCAAAUCUUUGAUAUAUUAAAUCCAUUAAACAGAUGUUUUCCUAUUUGUAUUGAUAAUGUAUUAAAAGCUGUUUGUGCUUAAUAAAAAUCAUCUUUUUAAAAUCUAA
Nestor notabilis (Kea) is the source of this 2344-nucleotide messenger RNA. It is a transcript of the gene SESTD1, whose product is annotated as SEC14 and spectrin domains 1. Lineage: Eukaryota; Metazoa; Chordata; Aves; Psittaciformes; Psittacidae. The annotation marks the transcript as partial. The record is from RefSeq and is a predicted model, not a curated record. The transcript has 13 exons.